AUGAAGCUCGGGUGGCUCGAGUUGGCCGCUCUGACGGCCUCGGUCGCCGGUGCCAAGGAAUUGGCCUAUUCUCCCCCAUACUACCCUUCCCCAUGGAUGGACGGCCAGGGCGACUGGGCCGAUGCCCACAAGCGCGCCGUCGAAUUUGUGUCCGGCCUGACCCUCGCGGAAAAGGUCAACCUCACCACGGGGUCUGGUUGGGAACAGGAACGCUGCGUCGGCGAGACCGGUGGCAUUCCACGACUCGGCAUGUGGGGCUGGUGUAUGCAGGACUCGCCGCUGGGGGUUCGUGACUCCGACUACAACUCGGGAUUCCCCGCCGGCGUCAAUGUCGCCGCUACCUGGGACAAGAGCCUCGCGUACCUGCGUGGUAAGGCCAUGGGCGAGGAGCACCGUGACAAGGGUGUUGAUGUGCAAUUGGGCCCCGUGGCUGGCCCGCUGGGCAAGAACCCGGAUGGCGGUCGAGUCUGGGAAGGAUUCGCCCCGGACCCCGUCUUGACCGGUCAACUGUUCGCGGAAACCAUCAAGGGUAUUCAAGAUGCUGGUGUCAUUGCUUGCGCCAAGCAUUACAUUCUCAACGAGCAGGAGCAUUUCCGCCAGUCGAGUGAGGCGCAGGGCUAUGGCUAUAACAUCGACCAGAGUGUCAGCUCCAACCUGGAUGACAAGACCAUGCACGAGUUGUAUCUCUGGCCCUUUGUCGAUGGGAUCCGUGCCGGUGUGGGCUCCGUCAUGUGCUCGUACAACCAGAUCAAUAACAGCUAUGGCUGCUCCAAUAGUUACACGCUCAACAAGCUGCUCAAGGGCGAACUGGGUUUCCAGGGCUUCGUCAUGAGUGACUGGGGUGCGCACCACAGUGGUGUGGGCGAUGCUCUGGCCGGUCUGGAUAUGUCGAUGCCCGGUGAUGUGCUUCUCGGCAGCCCAUACUCCUACUGGGGUACUAACCUGACCAUUGCGGUGCUCAAUGGCACCAUCCCCGAGUGGCGCAUUGACGAUAUGGCUACCCGCAUCAUGGCUGCCUAUUACAAGGUCGGCCGCGAUCAAGUCCGCACUCCGCCCAACUUCAGCUCCUGGACCCGCGACGUGUAUGGUUAUGAGCACUUCAUAGUGAGCGAGAACUACGUCAAGCUUAACGAACGUGUCAACGUCCAAGGUAACCACGCCAACGUGAUUCGCAAGGUCGGCUCGGACAGCAUUGUCCUGCUGAAGAACAAUGGCGCGCUGCCCCUGACCCAUGACGAGAAGUUUGUUGCCAUUCUGGGCGAGGACGCUGGAUCCAACCCCUAUGGUGCCAAUGGCUGUAGUGACCGUGGAUGCGACGACGGAACUCUGGCUAUGGGCUGGGGUAGCGGCACUGCCAACUUCCCCUACUUGAUCACCCCAGAGCAGGCCAUCCAGAACGAAGUGAUCUUCAGCAGCCAGGGCAAGGGCGAUGUCUUUUCCGUCACUGACAACUGGGCCCUGGAUCAGAUAGCUGCGACCGCUGCCCAGGCUGAUGUCUCCCUGGUCUUUGUGAACGCCGAUUCCGGCGAGGGCUACAUCAAUGUCGACGGCAACGAGGGUGACCGCAAGAACAUGACCCUGUGGGGGAACGGCGAAGAGGUCAUCAAGACUGCCACCGAGAACUGCAACAACGUCGUUGUCAUCAUGCACACCCCGAACGCCGUUCUGAUUGGCGAUUGGUAUCACAACCCCAACAUCACCGCCAUUCUCUGGGCUGGCCUUCCCGGUCAGGAGAGUGGCCGUAGUCUGGUUGAUGUCCUGUAUGGCCGCGUCAACCCUGGUGGCAAGACUCCGUUCACCUGGGGCAAGACUCGCGAGGCUUAUGGUCCUCCCAUCCUCACUCAGCCCAACAACGGCGAGGGCGCUCCUCAGGACGACUUCACCAACGGUGUCUACAUUGACUACCGCCACUUCGACAAGUAUGAUUACCAGCCCAUCUACGAGUUUGGUUACGGUCUGAGCUACUCCUCCUUCUCCUUCUCGGAUCUGGAGGUCACUGCUCUGCACGGCGGCAAGUACAGUCCCACCACCGGCAUGACCAAGAAGGCUCCUGUCCUUGGCAAAAUCGGUCAGGCUUCGGACUACUUGUUCCCAAAGAGCAUCAAGCGCAUCACCCAGUACCUGUACCCGUACCUCAACUCCACCAACCUCCGCGAGUCGUCCGGCGAUCCGGACUACGGCAUGCCGAGCAAGGACUACAUCCCCGCCGGUGCCACCGACGGCUCUCCUCAGGAACUGCUUCCUGCCAGCGGCCCCUCGGGCGGCAAUCCAGGUCUCUUCGAGGACCUCUUCCGCAUCACAGCGACCAUCACCAACACCGGCAAGGUUGCCGGCGACGAGGUUCCCCAGCUGUACAUCUCUCUCGGCGGCGAGGACGACCCUGUCCGCCAGCUGCGUGCGUUUGACCGCGUCUCUCUCCAGCCCGGUCACAAGGUCGAGUGGUCGACCACCCUCAACCGCCGCGAUCUCUCCAACUGGGACACGGAGUCCCAGAACUGGGUCAUUAGCAAGGCGACCAAGAAGGUGUACGUUGGCAACUCAUCGCGCAAGCUGCCCCUGUCUGCUACUUUGCCUAGGGUCCAGUAG
This is a messenger RNA of Penicillium lagena, 2586 nucleotides long. RefSeq names its product beta-glucosidase. The transcript has 4 exons. NCBI's taxonomy places the organism in Eukaryota, Fungi, Ascomycota, Eurotiomycetes, Eurotiales, Aspergillaceae. The record is from RefSeq and is a predicted model, not a curated record. Bases 1 to 2586 code for a protein of 861 amino acids. Gene Ontology annotation, biological process: glucan catabolic process. Gene Ontology annotation, molecular function: beta-glucosidase activity.